UGUUAAAGAAAAAAAAAAGACCCAAAGAGAAAUUAACACGUCAUCAUUUUUAGAGAGAGAAAGAAUAGAGUUCCCUUCCCUCUACCAUUUCUAGAGAGAAACAACAGCAACAUUUGAAAGGAAGGAAGAAAAAAGAAAAAAGAAAAAAGAAAAAACAAAUAAAAUACAAAAAGAGAGAGAUUUUUGAUUAAUAGAUAGAUUGGUAUUUCUUCACUUCUUCUUUGAUGUGUUAAAGGCGUCGAGAUCGUCUCCGUCCCGUUUCUAUUUUUCUCUUUCCUCCACCGGCUUGUCGUCGUCGUCAAUUUUUGGUUCUUGAGAGAGACUGGAGAGAGAGAGAGCGGGGGAGAAUAUAAAACGCGAAAACCUAAUCACAACUUUCUCUCUUUUCCAAUUUUUAUUUCCCAGAAAACAUCUGGACUUUACCUUGGAUUGCGUAAAGAAGCCAUCUGACCUAGGGUUUCAUUGCUUGUAUGUUGUUAUUUUGGAAUUCAGGAGUAAUCGUUCAAAAUGUUGAUUAGGGACGCUAAUUUGUUGGAAUUCUAGCUCCGAUCUUGAAAUUAGGGUUAGAUUGAAGGUUUUAAAAAAUGGAUGUGGACUCGUCUAUGGUGCCCGAUACCGAUCAUGAUUCUGCGGCCCAAACCGCGUCGCCGCCUGCGGCAAUGGAUAGAGAGCAGUUAAGGGAUCAGCCGCAGCCAGCGGGAUCUCCCACUUCUGCUUCUGCUGCGGUUCCGCCACCAGUGCAGCAGCCGGUACAGGCACAGACGCAGGCACAGCAGCAGAGCCCUGUGGUUGGGCCGAGGCACGCACCUACUUAUUCUGUGGUUAAUGCGAUUAUAGAGAAGAAGGAAGAUGGGCCAGGUCCCAGGUGCGGGCACACCCUGACUGCAGUUGCUGCUGUUGGCGAAGAGGGAACACCUGGGUACAUUGGGCCGAGGUUGAUUUUAUUUGGUGGUGCCACGGCUCUUGAGGGCAAUUCUGCUGCGUCAGGGGCCCCUUCUUCGGCUGGGAAUGCAGGAAUCCGACUAGCGGGUGCCACUGCUGAUGUUCACUGUUAUGACGUGUUAACAAAUAAAUGGUCUAGGAUUACUCCUUUUGGAGAACCACCCACUCCAAGGGCUGCUCAUGUGGCUACUGCUGUGGGAACCAUGGUUGUUAUUCAGGUUAGCACACUGCAAAUUAUCCUUUGUGUUUAUAUAGUUUGCUCUAUGUUGGUUCUGUUAUUUCUCCUUUGUUAUAUUGACCAAGUUAUGACUAGAAUCUUGCACAUCCCAACACAGGGUGGAAUCGGUCCAGCUGGCCUGUCCGCUGAGGAUCUUCAUGUUCUUGACCUCACACAACAACGGCCACGAUGGCAUAGAGUUGUUGUUCAAGGUCCUGGACCAGGGCCACGAUAUGGUCAUGUAAUGGCUUUGGUGGGCCAACGGUAUCUCAUGGCAAUUGGAGGGAAUGAUGGGAAGCGUCCUUUGUCAGAUGUAUGGGCCCUUGACACAGCUGCCAAGCCUUAUGAGUGGCGUAAAUUGGAACCUGAAGGGGAAGGUCCACCACCAUGCAUGUAUGCCACUGCAAGUGCUCGCUCAGAUGGUCUUCUUCUGCUUUGUGGGGGCAGAGAUGCAAACAGUGUGCCACUGGCAAGUGCAUAUGGACUAGCCAAACAUAGGGAUGGUCGCUGGGAAUGGGCAAUUGCUCCUGGUGUCUCUCCAUCUCCAAGAUAUCAACAUGCAGCAGUUUUUGUUAAUGCGAGACUCCAUGUGUCUGGAGGUGCACUUGGAGGCGGUCGGAUGGUAGAAGAUUCAUCCAGUGUUGCAGUGUUGGAUACUGCAGCAGGAGUUUGGUGUGAUACAAAAUCUGUUGUUACUAGCCCAAGGACUGGAAGGUACAGUGCUGAUGCUGCUGGUGGUGAUGCUGCAGUUGAGUUGACCAGGCGCUGCAGGCAUGCAGCGGCUGCAGUUGGUGACUUGAUAUUUAUUUAUGGUGGUUUACGUGGUGGGGUGUUGCUUGAUGACUUGCUUGUUGCUGAGGAUUUAGCUGCUGCUGAAACAACAACUGCAGCUUCUCAUGCUGCAGCUGCAGCUGCUGCAGCUAACAUACAUGCAGGGAGGAUACCUGGAAGGUAUGGAUUUGUUGAUGAAAGAACCAGGCAAACAAUGUCUGAAGCAGUACCUGAUGGUGCUGUUGUACUGGGUAAUCCAGUUGCUCCUCCUAUAAAUGGUGACAUGUACACUGAUAUAAGCACUGAAAAUGCCAUGCUCCCAGGACCUAGGAGAACGAGUAAGGGUGUGGAGUAUCUGGUUGAAGCAUCGGCCGCAGAAGCUGAGGCUAUCAGUGCCACUUUGGCUGCUGCCAAGGCACGCCAGGUUAAUGGAGAAGUUGAAUUGCCUGACAGGGAUCGUGGUGCUGAGGCAACCCCAAGUGGAAAACAGAUUUCUACAUUGAUUAAGCCUGAUUCUUCUGGAUCAAAUAAUAUUGUUCCUCCUGGAGUUCGACUGCAUCACAGAGCUGUUGUUGUAGCUGCAGAAACUGGUGGAGCUUUAGGCGGGAUGGUCAGGCAACUUUCUAUUGAUCAGUUUGAAAAUGAAGGCAGACGAGUCAGUUAUGGGACGCCAGAGAGUGCAACUGCAGCUAGGAAACUACUGGAUCGACAGAUGUCCAUCAAUAGUGUGCCCAAAAAGGUCAUAGCACAUCUUUUAAAGCCACGUGGUUGGAAGCCUCCUGUUCGUAGGCAAUUUUUCUUGGAUUGCAAUGAGAUAGCAGACCUUUGUGAUAGUGUUGAAAGAAUAUUUUCAAGUGAACCAAGUGUGUUACAACUGAGGGCUCCUAUCAAGAUUUUUGGUGAUUUGCAUGGGCAGUUUGGGGAUCUAAUGCGUCUUUUUGAUGAAUAUGGUGCACCUUCAACAGCUGGUGAUAUUGCAUAUAUCGAUUAUCUCUUCUUAGGAGAUUAUGUUGAUCGAGGACAGCACAGCUUGGAGACUAUUACGCUUCUGCUUGCUUUGAAGGUUGAGUAUCCCCAUAAUGUUCAUUUAAUUCGUGGGAACCAUGAAGCUGCAGAUAUCAAUGCCCUUUUUGGCUUUCGGAUUGAGUGCAUUGAGCGCAUGGGGGAAAGAGAUGGAAUUUGGGUUUGGCAUCGGAUAAAUCGGUUGUUCAAUUGGCUUCCUUUGGCAGCACUAAUUGAAAAGAAAAUUAUUUGUAUGCAUGGUGGUAUUGGCCGCUCAAUAAAUCACGUGGAACAGAUUGAGAGUCUUCAGCGUCCGAUCAGCAUGGAAGCAGGCUCAAUCGUGCUUAUGGAUCUCUUAUGGUCUGAUCCAACAGAAAAUGACAGUGUGGAAGGAUUACGACCAAAUGCUAGAGGCCCAGGGCUGGUGACUUUUGGGCCGGAUAGAGUAAUGGAAUUCUGCAACAACAAUGAUCUGCAGUUAAUUGUACGUGCCCAUGAAUGUGUGAUGGAUGGCUUUGAACGGUUUGCCCAGGGACAUCUAAUCACACUUUUCUCAGCCACCAAUUACUGUGGUACUGCCAAUAAUGCUGGGGCAAUUUUAGUUUUGGGAAGAGAUCUUGUGGUGGUUCCAAAACUAAUUCAUCCCUUACCACCUGCGAUCUCCUCGCCUGAAACUUCACCUGAACGCCACAUUGAAGAUACAUGGAUGCAGGAAUUGAAUGCUAACCGACCUCCUACACCAACAAGAGGUCGUCCUCAAGUAGCAAAUGAUCGGGGAUCUCUUGCAUGGAUAUAGUGGAUGCUUAUCAUUAUUUCCCGAGUACUCAUUCUGGGUUCAUGUUACCACCUUGGGUUCUGGUGUCUGUAUAGAGCAUGAUGCCAUAUCCGGGAACUCCGAACUUGUAAUCGUGUUCCUGAUAAAAAGUUUGAGGGCUUUUUCAGUUUUUCAAAUCCUAAGCACAGUAGGUAGGGCAGGUGACGAAGAUACAAGUUCGAGAACCAGGUUGUAGGCGGCAGUUAGGUUGAUAUUGUGCUCAAAGAUAGUGCAGGAGCACCCGCCUCUGUAAAUUGAGCCACGAGCGGGUAGAAGUCAAGUUGUUUAUUUCAAUGGGUUGGUAGUGCUGGGUAUUUUUCACUUUAGUUUAAUAUUUUUUUCUUUUUACCAUUCCUCACUUUAGUUGAUAUUAAUUUUUUUACUCUUUUUAAAGGGGGCGUGAGGUUAUUGUAUGUGAUGGUGAGAUAUAUAAUAUUUCAAAGGUUUGUGAGCGUCCAUGUAUCAUAGAGGUGUUGUCCUGUGUAAUUCUCAUUUCUGCCUUUUUUGUACGAUGUAAUUUGUGUGAAGAUAAGUAACUUUUUGAGCGACAUAAAAGAUUUGGGAAGUUUUGGUCAGAAUAGCGAAAUUUGGGCAUGCUUUGCUUGA
Jatropha curcas is the source of this 4352-nucleotide messenger RNA. NCBI's taxonomy places the organism in Eukaryota, Viridiplantae, Streptophyta, Magnoliopsida, Malpighiales, Euphorbiaceae. The record is from RefSeq and is a predicted model, not a curated record.